AUGGACGUCAAGCAACUGGGACUGGAGUACGUCUGUGUGGAUACGAUUGGAAUUUCGUCCCAACCUGCACGCAAAGACCUUGAGCAUCCAAAAUUUUGGCGGUUCGGUAAAGCCAAUGAGCAGAGAAUGCUGUCUGAAGAUCGAAUCGUAACUCUGAAUGAAUGGCUUCAGGACUGCGAAUCAAAUCACAAGGUCUGUCAUCCGGCCGCAAAACAGUACCCAACGCGCAUGCUUGAUAUUAAAGUCGACGAACCUCUUCGUAUCGUGGCGAGGAACCAGAUUCAGCAAAACAAGCACCCAAUUCGUUAUGCAACUUUGAGCCAUUCCUGGGGCCACCAAGUGCCGAUACAAACCACGACAAAGACAAAAUCCCUCUUUGAGGAGUCCCUUUCGGAAGAUUUGCUUCCGCGAACCUUUCGGGAUGCUGUCAACAUCACACGGUCUCUCGGUAUCCGCUACCUCUGGAUUGAUUCCCUGUGCAUUAUACAGGAUGACCCUGAGGACUGGCAAGCAGAGGCGGUUCAAAUGAGGGACACGUACUUGGGAAGCACAAUCAACAUCGCCGCCAGCGACGCUCUAGAUAGUACCCAAGCGACAGAGCUGCCAUUGAGGGGCCUGGUCCUCGCGUUUUCGUUUAUCAGCAACAAGAUCAGCAACAAGGUCAGCUACUGA
Molecule: messenger RNA, 672 nt
Organism: Fusarium falciforme
Lineage: Eukaryota; Fungi; Ascomycota; Sordariomycetes; Hypocreales; Nectriaceae
Product: Het domain protein
Exons: 3
Coding region: 1-672 (223 amino acids)
Source: RefSeq, a predicted model, not a curated record